AGGUGAAUUUAAGUGAAAGUAUCUAAUAAAAUAUAUUGGUUAAUUUAAAAUUGGUGAAAAAGCUUGCUUAAUUAAGCUAAGACAAUGACAGCUUCUACUAUGAUUGAACUGGAGUCCUGGAUAAUUUACCAAUGUGUUUUAAAUGAGUGCCAUGUAUCCAGUUCAUGAGCUGGAAAUAUAGUCGCCGAUUUUCUUUUGCCUCGAGUAUUUUUAAGUUUUCUUCAUGGUAGCCACUUCUAUGGAGGGCGGUGCGUGGUGCGCCCGCGACAUAUCACUGCGCGCGCAGAAAAAGUUUUUAUCGCGUGUUGGUGGCGCUGCCAGCGCACGCUCACUUGUGCUUGACGAGCACGCUGCUAAACUCCUCGAUCAGUUUUUAACCGUUCUCCGCCAACGAAUAGAGAAGCGAGAGGCUGAAAAAUUGGUAAAGCACGUAAUCAAGGCGGCCGUGAAGUUGGGAGUUCUACGUCGUCAUGGACAGUUAUCGCCGGCCGAUGACCGCGCUUUAGAUGCCUUCAGAUCUAAGUUCCAUACGGUGUUAAUGGCUAUAGUGUCAUUUUCGGAGGUGGAGUUUUCCUACGACCGAGGUUUUCUACAAGAUGCACUCCGUGACUCACACCAGUCGCUCAAAUCAGUAGUGGAGCGUCACUUGUCAGACAAGUCAGUAUCGCGUUUGGCUGGAAUAUUUGCUCUUGCCUCCCGCGAGGAUCUCUUAGACUCUCUCUUCGCUGGACAAAUAGAUGAGGGGGUGCUCAAACUCACCAGGAUGCUCCGAAAAGAACUGGAUAAAGGCUGGCUUUAAGCUUUUCCUAUUGAAACCCAGUGCCGUCCUUUUGGCUACCUUGGCUUCGAAAGCUCAAUGGAUAUGUGGAAGUGGCGACGCGUAGGGGAUGUUUCCCUACGUUUGCUUCGUUUGUGGCUUUUAUGGGAUAGACAAUUGUAUUUAUCAAGGGAAAGAUGAUGGUCUAAUCUGGCGCGUUGUUCUGAAUUUAAGAUCUGAUAUACCAGAAAAACAAGUGCGUACUAUGAGUAUAGACAUUAAUAGAUAAUUGUCUAUCGUCUCAUGAGUAAUGAAAAGUAGCUGAGAUCGAGAAAGUCAUUAAAUUAGUUUUAGGACGUCUUUUCUAUGGUUAUAUUAGCAAAAGACAACAUUUCUAUUUUUGAAUUUUGAAUAUGCUCGAUUAGACGUAUUCUAAAUUUGAAGGCCUCAGAACGAAGAAUCUAGAACCACAGAUAAUCUUUUAAGCCAGAACAACAAUAAGUAUUUAAUAGUCUAUCCUCUAUGGUUUGUGAAGGAGAUUGAUAUUGUGUGAAAAGAGAAUACAUAUCUCUAUUUACUCUUAGUAACGUAUUGGUGUUGCCAGGCACGUGUUUUUUAUGACGUAGUAUUUAAUUGCACUUGCAAAAAUAUUUUUUGUUAGUUGGUCAUGACAUCUCUUGAUUUUUCUUUGUGAUAAAUAUUGUCACAAAUACUAAUUAUACAUUUUAUGCUGAAUAUAAAUUUUGCCAAUUGGUUAAAAAUAAUACUUUAAUAAGUUUAAUUUAUAUUAAUUAUUUACUUGUUUUAUUUUAUUUUCCAAUACCAAUAACAUUCGUAUAUCUAUAGUUUUAUAGCAAAAUUGCCAGUUCUCUAUAAUUUUGAGAUGAAUACUCAAUAUUUAUUAAGCGUUAUUUUAUUAUUAGACGUGAUAAGUUUUUAAUUUGAUUUCUUUGAAUUUUACUCUAAUUAUAAUAUAUAUUAUGUUGCUUGCCCAAUGAAGACUCUAUAAGUAGGUAAACAAUUUACAAUUGUAUAAUUUAGUUUUUACGUAAUAUUAUUGUUAAAUACUUCAAGAUAUAAUGAGACUUGAUUUUACGAUACGAAUUCGCAAAAUAUUUAAAUACUUUUUAAAUCAGCAUUUUUUGUAAUUUUGCAUAACGCAUCUUGCCUAUGGUUUUUUGCAAUGUUGCCAGGCCUCAGUACCUUUUUUGCGUAAAUAUUUUACGAAAAGUUGCCUUAUUUGUUAAUUUAUUUUAUAAUGUUAGUUAUGUAAAUAUAAAUGUUAAGUGUUUAGAAAAUAUCAUGACAAUAUGUAAUAUAUUACGAUUAAUUUAGGGGAUAUACCAAAAAACGUUUUUAAAUCAACAGAUCCGGUAUUUUAGGAGCAAUAGUACGCACUUAUUUUAUAAACGUUUUAAGAUUUAGACACGGUUUUCGAGAUUUUUCUAGUAUGCAAAACGUAAUGUAUUCUUCCUACUCAAAUGGUUUUAUCUCUUUGUAUUCUAAUAUGACAUGUUAUACAAAUAUUUAGUGUCUGAGCGGAAUGACCAGUUCAUUACUUGCAGUUAUGGGAACUAACAUAGUUUUUAAUUGCUACGCGCCAUUUCAAUUAUUUACAAAAAUUAAAUUUUUUAAUAUUCAUAUUAAAUUCCAAGAUGACUGUCAUACUCAAAUGACGUAACUUUUCUGUCAACUUAACAAAAAGGUACCAUUUUAACGACCUUAAAUCACACAACUUUUUCUGGUUCUGCGCAGACUAAUAGGUUUUUUGGUGGCACACAACGGAUGUGUGUGAUCCGUUUAUGACUUACAAUAUUUUUUUCUCAAUUGAAAAAAUAGAUAUAAACACCUCUAUAUAAGAAAUCCAGAUUUUACGUAAAAUAAUUUUACGUACAUUUUUAUCAAGACAGUCAAAAGUAACCUAACUUUCACUUUUCUUAUAGCGCACUGAGCUGCGCCCGAGUUGAUAUCACUAACUUAUCCAUCUCUAUUAAAUGGUUACCUAAGUUAAAUAGCAGAAAUGAUUUACUUUAAAAUUAGAACAUAUAGAUCACGUUUAAAUAAAUAGCAUUAUAACUCCCGUUAAUGACGAUAAAUCUUAUUGCCCGAAUCGUGUUAAAACUACAUAUUUCUUACCAAAUUAGAAUCUAUAAAAUAGACUCAGAAAAACUCUGCCCCAUCAGGGGUAUACGGGACUUCAAACGUUGAACGCUCCGCCAAAACAAAAGGCAUUACUAUUAAACAAGGUCAUACAUAUUAGGCCACUUAGAUGAUCUUACUAUUGUUACACGAGUUACAUGAAUUUUGGUAGUGAUGUGUCGUUCGCUUCGUCGCCUACGUCAUGUAUUCGAAGAAAUCUUUAUACCGGUCACGUGAUCUUUAAUACAUUGCUAUAACUGAAACAGAAGAUCUGCUCGUUUAAGAUUGUAACACGUUUGAAACCUGAAUAUAUAAACAUCUAAAUAAAAUAGUAGUUAUAAUAAUUUGAAAUAUCACUUCGAAAUUAUCUGAACAAUCUUUGGACCAACAUUUUAUAAACAUAUCUGGUUUAUUGAUCCAUAUCUUGUAGCAAUAAUAUAGGUAAUACACACUGCACAAAGCUUGCCACUUAAUUCGCAUGUCUACAAUAAGUAAAUAUGUAUGGAAAAAAUCAUAAAGUAAUGCAUAUUUUUAUACAAACUAGCUACUUCGGAAGGUCUCUUGCCUCCUUUUUUAGAUAAACAUAAUAAAAAAAACCUAUUUGAAACGUACCUAUCAAGUUUUUCCCAUUUAUCUUCCUCUGAAACUACGUGUUAAGUUCAAUUUUUUUUUGUUUUUUUCUAUCAAGACUUGCUAUCAACAAUUUUUAAAUAUCACUCUUAUACUCUAGUGAAAACUAUUCUAACAAUGGAUCAAAUUAAAAAGUAGAUUGUACACUCACAAACCUCACUUUUUAUCAACUUAGACUUGUAUACAACGUAGAAUACAUAAAAUGUCCAUUGUGUAUUUAAAUGUGUAUAACGCUUCUGUAUGUUAUAUUUGUGUGUGAAAUAUG
This is a messenger RNA of Pieris napi, 3791 nucleotides long. RefSeq names its product tumor necrosis factor alpha-induced protein 8-like protein (gene sigmar). Gene Ontology annotation, biological process: regulation of apoptotic process. Lineage: Eukaryota; Metazoa; Arthropoda; Insecta; Lepidoptera; Pieridae. The record is from RefSeq and is a predicted model, not a curated record. Gene Ontology annotation, cellular component: cytoplasm. The coding region runs from base 224 to 799 and encodes 191 amino acids. The transcript is spliced from 6 exons.